Molecule: messenger RNA, 603 nt
Organism: Dovyalis caffra
Lineage: Eukaryota; Viridiplantae; Streptophyta; Magnoliopsida; Malpighiales; Salicaceae
Source: the annotation of a GenBank genome assembly
AUGGGUAGAGAGUCAAACUCUAAUCAAAACAAAGCUUCUUCUAAUGCUCAUGGCAGGUUUAUUUGCACAACGUGUUUCAGAGUAUUCCACACUGGUCAAGCUUUAGGCGGUCACCAAAGUGCCCACCAAGCGGAGAGAUCACUUAAGCCUCCAACACCUAAUAUUUUAGGUGCAGUCCUAAACCACCUUCCUCCAGAUGAGGUCCAAUUCGUGGCUGCAACCUUGGCUAGAUCUAAGUCCAAAAAAGAUCAAGCUCAAGGGUGCGAGCCUGAGUUUAACAAACAACAAGAUAAGUCCAUGCCAAUGCCAGGAAAUGGUGAUCGUAGUGUCAAGCGCAGGUUCCAAAAUGGAUCUUCUCAUCACCAUCAUUCUUAUGAGAGACAAGACAACGAAGAGACUUGGAGGCGAAAGCUCACAAAGAAUCUAUUAAGGGAAGAGAAACCAACAAAUAUUGUUGGGGAAGACGCAGGGUUGGAAAGAGUUUUUACAACCACCAUAACCAAUCAAAAUGUUAGGGUUUCAAGGGUAGAACCUAUUGAUGAUCUUGAACUUAAAUUGAGUAGAAGUGAGGAUUUGGACUUGGAGUUGAAACUAGGGUUUUGA